CUUUUAUGUCGACUUUCUCCUGCGGAAGAAGCACAAAAAAAAACAAUCAGUGAGGGAGAGAGGAGAUCCAAGAUCCAGACGACGUCGUUGCAGAUCCACUCCCCACGAUGUCUUCUACCUUCAGCGGCGAUGAGACGGCGCCCUUCUUCGGCUUCCUCGGCGCCGCUGCGGCCCUCGUUUUCUCCUGUAUGGGAGCUGCCUAUGGCACAGCAAAGAGUGGGGUAGGUGUUGCAUCUAUGGGAGUCAUGAGGCCUGAGCUGGUCAUGAAAUCCAUUGUUCCUGUUGUUAUGGCUGGAGUUUUGGGUAUUUAUGGGCUUAUUAUUGCUGUUAUCAUCAGUACCGGGAUUAAUCCCAAGGCAAAGUCAUAUUACCUCUUUGAUGGUUAUGCACAUCUCUCCUCUGGUCUUGCUUGCGGUCUUGCGGGGCUCUCCGCUGGAAUGGCAAUUGGUAUUGUUGGUGAUGCUGGUGUGAGAGCUAAUGCACAGCAGCCAAAACUCUUUGUCGGGAUGAUCCUCAUUCUCAUUUUUGCUGAAGCAUUGGCACUGUAUGGCCUCAUUGUUGGAAUCAUCUUGUCCUCCCGAGCUGGCCAAUCCAGAGCAGACUAAGAAGUGACUGUGCAGUCUAAUAUUCUUUAAUUGCAAUAUGCACUUAGCUGGGGAAUUUUUUGGCUGCUCUCAGGUUGCUGAUUGGUUAUGCUUGCAGAUUCCUAAAGAUUAUGUUUGUGUACGUACCUGCCUCGUCUUGUAGGAUUGAAUUUUUUUUAACAGAAUAAGCUCUUAAAGCUGCCCAUGUAUUUUUUUAUUUUUUUUUAAUUAUGAUUGAUUCUGCAGCCAGAAUUAUAUUUCUGGAACUAGUGCAUGUAUUGAUCCUUAUCCACCAAACUUGAGUACAUACUUUCAUUGUGAAA
Molecule: messenger RNA, 907 nt
Organism: Rosa rugosa (rugosa rose)
Lineage: Eukaryota; Viridiplantae; Streptophyta; Magnoliopsida; Rosales; Rosaceae
Product: V-type proton ATPase 16 kDa proteolipid subunit
Exons: 3
Coding region: 108-605 (165 amino acids)
Biological process (GO): proton transmembrane transport
Cellular component (GO): proton-transporting V-type ATPase, V0 domain
Molecular function (GO): proton-transporting ATPase activity, rotational mechanism
Source: RefSeq, a predicted model, not a curated record